Amorphotheca resinae ATCC 22711 is the source of this 1169-nucleotide messenger RNA. RefSeq lists its product as hypothetical. The coding region runs from base 181 to 795 and encodes 204 amino acids. The record is from RefSeq and is a predicted model, not a curated record. The transcript is spliced from 2 exons. Lineage: Eukaryota; Fungi; Ascomycota; Leotiomycetes; Helotiales; Amorphothecaceae.
CUUUUUCUGAAAAGCAAGUCUGCAUCAUAAUCUUAAAGGUGAGGAGGGCUGUUCAUUUAAGCGGCUUUGUUCCCUCCUCCCCCGGAUUCCAAGCUCUGCAGAUAUUGUUCGUUUCAUGCACACUCGCUCUAUUGCAAGAAGUCAAUCAAUGCACAUUCGUUUUCGAAGAACCUAGCAGCUAUGAAGUACCUCGGUGUCAUCUUGGCCACUGGCAUGGCUACUGCCGUCUCAGCUCAAUCCCAAUGUGCUACUGUAGCUUCCUCAGUUCCAGCCUGCGGUGCAUCUUGUAUCACAUCUGCGGGAUCCGCCGUCGGUUGCGCUGCCACCGACUACGCCUGCCAAUGCAGCUCGUCAGCUUCGAGCGCUAUCAUGUCCAGAGCGGAAGCCUGCGUCCUUUCUGCCUGCGGAAUCAUUACAGGUCUUCAGGUCCAGAGCUCUGCUAAUGCCGUCUGCUCUUGCGUAGCGACUGCGGUCGUUGCGAGCAGAACAUCAGACUCAACAUCAGAUUCAACAUCGACUUCAGCCCCUCAUUCCUCCUCGUCCACUCCGGAAUCAUCAACUGCUUUGCCUGCCUCUACUAAAUCGUCCUCGUCUGCUUCAGUCACCUCAGCAGUAUCCACGACUGCGUCGGCUACUACCGAUUCGAAGCCAUCUUCAUCUGUCAACCCUGGAGGACCAGUGAUCAACACCACUGCCCCCAUCCCAUUCACUGGCGGGCAGAACAUGCUCCAGCCAGCAAUGGGCGUGGGAAUCGCGGUUCUGACCAUCUUUGGGGGACUUAUCGCCUUGUUGUGAGACUGCGGUGACGAUUUAAAAGCAGAAAAUCAUGGGCCGUUGGACAAUGGGGAAUGAUUCGCGAUGUGGGUGGUAAUUGAAGCACACUGGUGGAUCUGUGGGGUCUUGCUCGCCCUGGGGACGUCUGGAAUCUUCAUUUGUGUUUAAUGCAUUGAACUAGGACCACUGGUCUCUUACUAUCAUUCUGAACGGCAACUCAACUCGAAGAUUUAAUUGAAUGCAGAGCGGAGGAAGAUGUGCUGUAAGUCUGUAAUAGUCGUUCUCGAUCAAUGCGAAAAGCAUGGUUGUAGGCAUAAGCAGACUAACUCGCCGAAGCUUGAACUCUCAAGACCAGUCAAGUUCUCCUGCAAAGCUCAACUGUAGCUGCUCGCUGU